GGGCAUUGGACGUUGGACAUUGGACGCGAACACCUGCGCCGUGUCUCUUCCCUCGACGAGACACGGUAUGGCCGCGGCCGUUGCGUGUGAGAAGACGCAGUGUGGGUUCGAGGCCGAGUCGGUCUGGCCGCACGUAUUGGGAGACCGAAGCAUGUACAGUAUCCCGACGCCGGCAGGCCAGCGGGGAGCUACCAACCGGGUCCCGGUCCCGGCCACGAGCCAUCAUCAGCACCACCAUAGCACCAGGACGAGCGUUUUCCACAUCCUCCACCCACCCUGUUCGCCCUGGACCCGCGCAAGCCCCAUCCCAGGGAGAGACAGGCUGCAGAGGCCGCAGAGGCCCGCAGAGGCCGAGAGACCACAGGGUCCACAGAGUUCACAGACACCACAGAGACCCUGUCACUCUGCUCUGUCAGUAUGCACACGCACACUUGCUCAGUACGUAUUGUACGGCGAGUGGUGGCCCUGCCGAGGGUGCCCUGUCAUGGGCUCGCGGUAGCCCUGUCAUGGAAGGUGCUGAAGCUGCUGAAGGUGCGGAAGCCUGCCCAGGGAACCGGGGGGGAGG
Molecule: messenger RNA, 565 nt
Organism: Ilyonectria robusta
Lineage: Eukaryota; Fungi; Ascomycota; Sordariomycetes; Hypocreales; Nectriaceae
Exons: 1
Coding region: 68-499 (143 amino acids)
Source: RefSeq, a predicted model, not a curated record